Halichondria panicea is the source of this 4819-nucleotide messenger RNA. RefSeq lists its product as uncharacterized. Gene Ontology annotation, biological process: protein phosphorylation. Gene Ontology annotation, molecular function: ATP binding; protein serine/threonine kinase activity. NCBI's taxonomy places the organism in Eukaryota, Metazoa, Porifera, Demospongiae, Suberitida, Halichondriidae. The transcript has 12 exons. Bases 1861 to 4698 code for a protein of 945 amino acids. Gene Ontology annotation, cellular component: cytoplasm. The record is from RefSeq and is a predicted model, not a curated record.
UUGUGUACGUGUGUGUGUGUGUUUGUGUGUGUGUGUUGUAAAGAGGGUUGUGUGUGCAACAUUGAUAAUCAUCGAUGAUUUAUGCGUUAAUUAUAAAUAGUGGUAUGGAUGUUCCAUACCAUUACUUGUAGACAAGGAAUAGACCGCUUAUGUGCCUUGUAUGUUCUCUAAAUUAGUAUCAGACCUAAGAGGCUUGUAGACAGCAUGACUGUGCGGGGAGAGUUUUGGGGAAGUUUUGAUUGAGGUUCAAAAAGAUUUUAGUUACUAUUGUUGCAGGGGAAAAUCCCCAGCUUGUAGCUCCUACGACUAUUCAUGUAAAGUAGCAUAGCAACCUCUGUUUAUUUGUUUUGAGGGAUUUUGGUACGAGCUGAGUUGGCCUUUUUACUGUUUGAUGUUUAUCUUCACCAGUGUGGAUAUAAGGCCAGACAGAAAUUGUUCUUUUGUGGUUUUAGUUUGUGGAAUUAAAAAGUGAGACACUUUUGAUUUGCUUACUUUUCUGAGUCACAAGAUUGUAAAGUAUACCACCCUAUACUUGAGUCUUUUUGUUGGGAAAGUUACAUGCAGUUAUCUCAGUGCCCACAUUGAAAAAAAACACCUUGUGUGUGGGUUUCAGAAGUAGGAGCACUCAUGAAAAGGGGUUUAGGUAAUUCAACUACAGUGUUAUUUAAUUGUACCAAACUAUGCUUCUCUCCCAAAUCGUGGCCUGCAUGGGGGGAUUCAGGUACUACAUGAAUCGUAGCUAUGGAUACUCUGUGAUGUCAGCUAGCUAGCUGCACAUGACUAUAUUAAUGUAUAUAAGGUCAUUCAGGAUGCAUUGUACAAGAGGCUCUAACCUCUGAAAUGCCCCAACAGGUUAGUACAGGCUGGCACUGUUUUGGUAGAGAUGAGUCAGUCAAUAUGUUUACAGUGUACCAGGCAGUAUGGGUUUGCUAACAAUCACACUCUGUUAUACUUGUGGAAUCAUUCUAAUUCGAUUACUGUAUGAAUUCCAGCCACAAAUGAAGCACAUUUAUGCUUGAUCUUCCUUGUUCAUAAAGGCCACACCAUAUAAAUUGUUGGUAGGUUCGCAGCUCUGCUCUUUUGAAGUUAAACUUGCAAUGUGUGUGGUUGUCAACUACAAAGUGUUGGACUAGCUGUGAAUUAAUGCUUUUUUAAUGUACGUCCUUCCGUACAGGAAAGAUGGGCCAAAUAGCAUUAGGAAGUUGUAGUGGGUACGUGCUGUAUAUGUGCCAGUUGGCUGGCGUGCACACACUGUGUGACCUUUCUCUAAGAAACAACAAGUGACCUAGUUAGUUACCUGCUAAUUGAUUGCACCUGUUGGCAACCCUACAUUGAACCACCAUUGUCACAGUGGUGUACACGCUUGUGUUUAUCUUAUCUGCUAAGUAUGUGAUAUGUGAGAAUUGCUACAAGUCCUCUUGGUACUAGUGAAUCAUUUCUUGAAUGGUGUUAUAGAGGUCAGGUAUAUAAUUAUAGCUCAUUAAUUUUCUUGGAGCCUAUGGCCAUGGAGCUAUAAUAAUAGUCACAUGAUGUAUGCUAAGGAUGCUAAAACUAUAAAGUGAAGGUGUAUGUUUGGAGAGUACAACUAACCCAUUGUUGUACUCCGUUAUUAUCACUAAUCUGAACACAUGCACAAUUGAAAGCUGACAGCUGUAAAUAUAGCACUGCUGCUAUUUAUAAUUAGCCGCUAGCUUCCUUAUUUGGUGGUUAAGAAACGUAUGUUUUCAAGUAGAUAUUUGAUAUUCAGCUUAUCUUUAAAGAAGUUACCAUACAAGGCUGUUUCAGAGUUGAAAGAUUGUUUCCAGGUGUCGUGUUUACUAUAGCCUUUGAAUAAACACGGAAGACUUGACUCAUCCUGUUAUGUAUUUAAUCACCCACCCCCUCACACCCACCCAAACACACAUACACACACACACACACCCUAACACAUACAUGCAACAACAACGACUACCACCCUCGAACCUCAAUACCAACGACAUCAUCCUCUUGGCCUUUCAAUGUCAGACCGUGCACAACGACUGGAGCAGAUGUUCACAUCCAUACUGCUACAAAAUCCGAAGACAUUGGGAACUCUUUCGACGGUGCUGUGCCAACAUCCAGAGCUGCUGCUCCGACUGUUCCAACUUCAAGAAAAUGAUUGUAGACCAUUCUAUGACCUGUACAAACCUAGAAUGCCCGGUGGUCAUGUGCAACGAAGCCAAGAACCUUUUCCAGGCCCAAAAAGAGGAGGAGGUUGGUGAGAAUUCAUUGCGAAGAUCUCUUCAACGAUCGCAGAGCUUUACCCAGCGAACACCAGUCACAGAAUAUGCCGGCUUGGAGUUCUUGCUCUCCAACUACUCCCAGUACGGUGACGAUAUGGGUAGCUACUCCAGUCUCGGAGCCACCAGAGAAAUGAUUCAUACCAAGGCUCAGGAAAUUGUUGAUCGAUUGGACCAAGAAGAACCUCUUUUGGCAAACGAUCGCCCAUGCUCUUUGCCCCACGACGAUAUCCAUGAUCGUGGUACCGUUGGGAACGCACUGUCACCCAUUGUAGAGGCAAGAGAAGAUCUGUCUAUGAACUCUGACAACUAUUCGUACGAUCAUCCAGUCAGCCUAAUUCUCCGUAAUGGAAGCUAUGCAUACAGUAGCCUUGGAGAUGGUACUGGAUUGUCUGGGAGCAUGCCGUCUCUGGGAGGGAUCUCACAACCUCCCAGCGGCUUGAUCAUCGAGCAACCAGUGGUACAGCCAGUGAAACAGGUGGUCUACCCAAACCAACGUCUUAUACAAAAACUUGACAAUCUCUACCUUAUGCCGGGUCAAGACGGCUACUACUACCAAGAUCGUGACUACUACAUCAAUGAUGUCGAAAGCCUCGGCUCGGGUGGGUUUGGCACGUGUAUGCAAGGCAUGGACAAUACAACUGAGCAGCUGUUUGCAAUGAAGCGGAACAAGGAGCACUCUGAGAAAAUAAUUGACUCUAUGACAGCUGAGUGUUUUGUGUUGUCAAGGCUAAAGCCACACGAUAAUGUCAUCCGUUUCCUUGGUGCUGUUAUCGACGAGGAGGACAAUAAUGUGAUAUUGCCUAAAGUGUGCAAAUUGUUCAUGGAACUGGCUGAUUGUGGCAACUUGUCUGAAAUGCUGGUGGUGGAUCAAACUCCAGAGGGGGUCAAAAUAUUGGAGCCUCUGCAUUUGGACCAGGCUCUCUACUACAUCGAGCAAGUGCUGCAAGGAGUCAACUACCUGCAUCAAAACAAUGUAUUGCAUCUCGACAUCAAAGCCCUCAAUGUGCUUGUAUUUGACGGUGGACGUACAGUCAAACUGGCGGACUUUGGCACUGCAGUGCAGCUGUCAGAGAUAUCGGCUGUGGGCGGGAAAAUCGUCGGAUGUACCCCAUACUUUGCUGCUCCUGAGGUGGUGCGGCAAGAGCAACCUCAUUUCUCUUCUGAUAUCUGGAGUGUGAUGUGUGUACUGGUGGAACUGCUAACAACAAAAUGGCCAGGAUGUCAUAUCCAGUCCAACACACACCAACAAAUGAUCUACCUGGUCGGGUGUUACAAAGACGCUAAUAUUGAACAGCUUGUUCCACUGUCUCAAAUGAACCUUGACCCCGCAGUUGAGACCCUGUUCCGCCGCGUGUUUGUUGCUGACUCAAAACAAAGGCUGUCCGCCCUAACCCUACUGAAUCACCCGUCAUUCCGAGAAGCUCGAGAGUACGGUAGGGAAUUCGAGGAGUGCUAUGUAGAGGAGGAGAUGUCACAUGAUCCGAUACAAGAAGCCAUGCCUAUCUGCGAGGUCGCAGCUGCACAACUUGCACAAUAUUCACACAUACCCUACACGCCCCCGCAAGCCACUGCUGUGGUCGGAACAAGCACACCCUUCACGCCUCAACAAGCAUCGGAGCAUCACAGCUACGCCCACGCACAACAAGGCUACCCAAGUCUAGAUUGUGAGCGUGACCAUCCGGCAGUGUACAAGCGAGAGUCACAUGAUAGUGGGAGGGGAGGGGACUCGGUGGAGAGUAGUCUAAUUAGCAGGGACUGCCCCCUACGAGCUAGUACAAGCUCCAGUGGACCUGACCACAGGAAUUCUGAUUCUGGUAUCGACACACCCUAUGAUGUCAGUCUGAGGAAGAAGUUCAACAAAUGGUCUGACGAUUCGUUUCAAGAAGCCGGAAAUUACGAAGACUACCAUUCCUUUCCAUUCAUAGACCACACUCGAGACCCUGCCGACUUCAAACGCUCGUCAAGCAUGACUGGAGGAACCUCAAACUUGAACCAGUCCGAUUCCAAAAACUCCACCAUGUUCAAUCCCCCACAACUGGUUCCAUCCAACCACCGGCUAUACCACAGCUUCAGUGCGCCUAUAGUAGGAGAUCAGUUCACUAGACGAAGAGCGUCUCUACAAAUGAACCUGGGGGACAAGGGAGAGGGGGCGGACAGACCACGCCUCCGGAGGACGUCGUCAAUGGUCUACGUAGACAAAGGCCCAGAUAUCGACUCCCCUGAUCGUGAAAAGAGGGCUAGUAUCGAAGAACUCAUCUCCGAUGUAUCAGGUCUCAACCUAGACCAUGCCCACAGCCCCUCCCACUCCAGGCGUACUAAGAAUGUGCAACAGGAGAGCUCGACAGAGCAGGAGAGCUCUACUGUGACCAGACAUGUGACUGAGCCAUUGCCAAGGGGACGUAGCAAAACAAUGACUGUUUAUGAAACUAUUUGCUGACAAAACUUUUUAUCCUGCUUGUAUAACAGUGUGUGAACAAACGUUUGUCUUAAUUUUUAAUUAUUUCAGCACUAAUUUGUGCAUAAAUCAUCUGAGCUUCUACAAUUAUGUGUUAAACCAA